This is a messenger RNA of Hansenula anomala, 561 nucleotides long. RefSeq names its product Mso1p (gene MSO1). The coding region runs from base 1 to 561 and encodes 186 amino acids. The transcript has a single exon. NCBI's taxonomy places the organism in Eukaryota, Fungi, Ascomycota, Saccharomycetes, Phaffomycetales, Wickerhamomycetaceae. The record is from RefSeq and is a predicted model, not a curated record.
AUGUCACUACACCACGAUAAAGGAAACUUUUGGACAAAAGUCCGUUCUUCUACUAAUAAGAUAUCAUCCUCCUUGGCCAAUCUCUCGAUAAGAUCAGAACACGACGGUGACUCUCCAAAUUCCACACUAAUCCACAAGGCCCUAGUAAACCAUUAUGUCUCAAAGAAUGAACAAUUUCCACAAUGGCUAGGUGAAGAACAAGAGAAUCACCAACAUCACAACCAUCCUCAAAGAGCCCAACCUCAAAACACUGCCCAAGAACAAAUCAGACAACCAGUUCAGACUCAAAGAUUCCAACCACAAUCACAGCAGCAACAACAACAACAACAACAGGGAACUCCAGGCACCUCACGCUUUGCCAGCAGGUUUGCCAAUGAUCAAAACACAAGAAUUCCAAGCAGGUUUGCUACAAGUGGAGCUGACCAUGGAAGUAACGGUGGUUCGAGGUUUGCAGGUUCAAAUACAAGACCAGGCCAUCCAGAGAGAAGUGAUUCAUCAAGUGGUAGUGCAAUGAAGGAUCGUUUAAAGAGAAACAACUACAGAAAUAACUUUGGUGUGUGA